AUGGCGGAACCACCUAUUAAAAAUGGCCUCUUUUGCCAUUCGAACAACACAUACGCAGGAGAAAGCAGUGUUAUGAAAAUGUUCUCGCUCAAAGGGAAGACUGCAAUCGUCACCGGCGCAGGAGCCGGGAUUGGUCUAAGUGUCGCCCACGGCCUCGCAGAAGCUGGCGCGAACGUCGCAAUCUGGUACAACUCCAACAAAAAGGCAGUUGACGAAGCUGCUAAUAUUGAAAAGACUUAUGGUGUCGCCUGCCGAGCAUACCAAGUCAACAUCAAAGGACUGAAAGACGUUGAAGAGGCCGUGGAAAAAUGUGUCCGUGAGCUUAAUGGCCGUCUAGAUAUCUUCAUUGCCAACUCUGGAAUUCCUUGGACAAAGGGUGCAAUGGUCGAUGCACCCAUUGAUCACUACUCCGAUGUAGUUCAAACAGAUUUAGAUGGUGUCUUCUACUGUGCGAGAGCCGCUGCUUCUCACUGGAGACGCCAGAAGACAGAGAAGACAGAUAUCUUUGGCAAUGCCUUGAACGGAUUUACAUACGGCAGUUUUGUUGCCACUGCUUCGAUGAGUGGUCACAUCGUCAAUGUUCCUCAGUUGCAAGCCGCAUACAAUGCGGCUAAAGCUGGAGUUAUUCAUCUCUGCAAAUCACUGGCUGUGGAAUGGGUUCGAUUUGCCCGCGCUAAUACAGUUUCACCUGGCUACAUCGCAACUGAGAUCUCUACUUUUAUUCCUGACGAGACGAAGGAUAUUUGGAAGGGUAAGAUCCCAAUGGGCCGCGAAGGAUUACCGCAGGAGCUUAAGGGAGCUUUCCUGUACCUUGCAUCUGAUGCCUCUAGUUAUACAACUGGAUCAGAUCUGAUUGUUGAUGGAGGCUACACCUUGCCAUGA
Penicillium angulare is the source of this 882-nucleotide messenger RNA. RefSeq names its product putative carbonyl reductase. The coding region runs from base 1 to 882 and encodes 293 amino acids. Gene Ontology annotation, molecular function: oxidoreductase activity, acting on NAD(P)H, oxygen as acceptor. Gene Ontology annotation, cellular component: intracellular anatomical structure. The record is from RefSeq and is a predicted model, not a curated record. The transcript has 3 exons. NCBI's taxonomy places the organism in Eukaryota, Fungi, Ascomycota, Eurotiomycetes, Eurotiales, Aspergillaceae.